AUGGGUGACAAUAUUCAUGCUCCCACAGUGGCCUCUGGGCCUACAUCGGGCGCUGAAAGUCGCGAUUGGUCAAAACUGUCGAUGCCUGAUCUGAUGCAGGAGAAGGAGAAGAUUGAAGAAGAACUCAAGGCACUCAGCGCGGUUCUCAGCUCACAUGGAGUGUCUAUGAACUCAGGCCUCACCACGUUUGACGGGUUUCCGCGCGAUGACAUCGACAUUCCUCAGGUGCGAAAUACACGUGUGCGAAUCAUCCAUCUCCGGACCGACCACAAGGAAGUCAUGCAAUACCUUGAGAAAGGUCUCCAUGCCCAUUUUGCCAAACUCCAGGAAGCCCAAGCCUCUGCGACUACAAACGGUACCACAGUACCAUCCGCCUUACCAUCAUCUACACUUGAGAAUGGCACUACAGAUGCCAGCGCACUUGGAACACCAUUUGCUAAGGUCAAUAGUGUCGAAGUGGGAAGUCCAGCAGAUCAGGCAGGCCUGAAGACGGGUGACGCAAUUCGAAACUUUGGAAAUGCGCAUUGGUUAAACCAUGCACGUCUUUCUAAGGUGGCCGAGGUUGUUCAACAAAGCGAAGGGCGACCGGUCUUGGUUAGGGUAUCGCGCAAGGAGGAAGGUGGAUCACAAACUACAGAAUUAGAUCUGCAGCUCACCCCUCAACGUAAUUGGGGAGGUCGGGGACUUCUGGGAUGUCAUUUGGUUCCUUUGUAG
Messenger RNA from Penicillium malachiteum, 714 nucleotides. Its product is annotated as putative 26S proteasome non-ATPase regulatory subunit Nas2. Bases 1 to 714 code for a protein of 237 amino acids. NCBI's taxonomy places the organism in Eukaryota, Fungi, Ascomycota, Eurotiomycetes, Eurotiales, Aspergillaceae. Gene Ontology annotation, biological process: proteasome regulatory particle assembly. The transcript is spliced from 4 exons. The record is from RefSeq and is a predicted model, not a curated record. Gene Ontology annotation, cellular component: cytoplasm; nucleus. Gene Ontology annotation, molecular function: protein binding.